GGCUGGUGUACAAACAGAUGUCAGGAUUAAAAAUAUGACAAAGUAAAUUUUAUUCAGUGUAUUGACUAUUGACUUAAAUGUCGUCUGUAAUUAUAUAAAAUUCACGUAGAACUUUAUUGUUCACAUAAAUUAAGUGAUUGCAUAACAUAACCUACUGUUUAAAUAUGAAUUAUUAUUCAAGUAUUCAAAUAUUUGUGUUGUUAUGAAUGGUUAUAUGAAAUUGGACCGUGGCUUGCGACGAACGCUUUUUGUUACAUAUAAUCUAAGUCAUGUUAGAAAUGUAAAAAGCGACCGAAGUCUCGCUUCGAAAAUCCAAGUGCGUUCUUUUAGAAGUUCUCAAUAUGCAAGACAAUCCCAUAAAGAUGGCAUCACGUCUCUUCCUUCACCCCAAGAAGUUACAAUUACUCUGCGUAAAAAUGAAUUCAAUAAGGAGUUCACAUAUGGUGCCAUAAAGUCCUAUGAUUCUAACCAACUAGCUUCCAACGAUCCCAUAGAAGACACGAGAAGUGAGGCGCAGUGUAAGAUGACACCAGGUUACUUAAUGGGAGUGUUUGAUGGCCAUGGUGGUCCUGCGUGUGCUCAAGUUCUAUCAAAGCGGAUGAUGAAAUAUAUCGCCGCUAGUCUACUGCCAUCCAAUCUUUUAGAAAAUGUGAAAAACCAAGAAGAAACAGAUAAUUUAAUAGAAACAUUUAAUGAUAAGGCGGAUAUAGUGCAGGACCUAAAAAAUAUAUACGAUACCAGUUUCCGUCACUUUCUAUCGGAACUGUCGCAAUUUCACAAACAAGAAGUAGACGUAAAAUCUGCACUAGAGAAAAGUAUACUUCAAUUGGAUGAUGAUCUGUCAAGAGAAGUUUUAGAACCGUUUGCCGCUGAUGGAACGCUAAAUCACAAGACCCUAUCGGUCGCUUUAUCCGGAGCCGUCGCGUGCAUAGCGUAUAUCGACGGACCCCAUUUGUACGUCGCGAACGUCGGUGAUUGCAAUGCCGUUUUAGGGACGAUGACCGAAGAGAACGAAUGGAUUUCAAAGAAAAUUACCAAAGAACAUAACUCGGAAAACUUUGACGAACUGAAACGGAUAUGGAAUGAGCAUCCGGAUAGUGAAAGAAAAACUGUGAUAAGAAGGGACAGACUUCUGGGAGAGUUAGCGCCGUUGCGUAGUAUGGGCGACUUCAGAUAUAAAUGGCCGGCCGAAAUUCUAUCAAAAGUUGCCGUUCCACUGAUCGGGCAAAGAGCGAUACCGGCUAAUUACCACACCCCGCCGUACCUGUCCGCCAAACCCGAUAUUUAUUAUCACAGACUAACUCCAAAGGACAAAUUUUUAAUAAUCGCUUCGGAUGGCCUUUGGGAUAUGAUGACGCCGCUACAAUCUGUGAAGUUAGUCGGGGAGCACAUGAAAGGCAAAGUGUUCUUCAAUCCUCUGAAGUUGCCCAGGAAGAAUAUACAGCUGGGCGAUAUCAAUGAAUUGUUAUCGCACAGGAAGGAAAGUUUAAAGAGCAAACCAAAGGAUAGGAAUGCGGCCACGCAUCUCAUAAGACAUGCGAUUGGUGGAACAGAAUAUGGUGUCGAUCAUUCUAGACUCGCCCAUUUGCUCAGUCUGUCCCCGGACGUAAGUAGAAUGUUUAGAGACGACAUCACUGUAACUGUAAUAUAUUUCGACUCUGAGUACUUAAGACAAUGUCCGGCAUAAUUAUUGUGAUGGGUAUUCAAUUUGGUGCCUUUUAUUAUGAUUAUGCUUUUGUUUUCAAUUUAUAAUUUAAUUGAUGAAUGUUCCUAGUUUUGUGUGUAAUUGUGUGGUUUGAUUGAGAAUGUGAAUGUAAAAUGACGUAUUUAAUAUGUUUGAACAUUAUGCGUAAUUAUUGUGAUGAUGUUUAAAUUUCCGUAAUGUGAGAUUAAAUUGAUUGCUUUAAUAGUUUAUUUCAAUUAGAUUUGUUUUAAUAACAAUUAUUUGAAUAUUUGACAUUGAUACAAAAUAAAUAAUUAUUCGUAUUGUUUUAUUUUAUUUAUGACAUUGUUUUGUAUAAUAUUUUUAAUUAUCUAUAAUAGAUUAUAAAAAAAAUAAUCAUUUAUUUGUUUCAUAGCACACUAGUUCUCACAUAGUCACACUAGGAUCCCCUGUUUUGUGGGAAACUAGUUUCAUCAAAAAACAAAAGUAAGAUUUUUAACAACUCCAGUGUAUGUGCGAUUGAGUGUGCGUGUGUGUGUUAUAUUUUUAAUCUUGUUAUUAAUUUCAUAAAGUUUUAAUUGAAGGAUUUAUUUUAUUUGUUUAAUAAAGGAUUGAAACACUCAAUCGUGUUGAGUUGUUUGCACAAUUAAAUUAUAAAAUAUUUUAUUACUUAUGUAUCAAUGUUUUCAAGUAACCAUACUACAAAUUACAUAUACGUAAUAUUAAUGAUUAAUGCCGUGUUUAAAAUAAACGGUUAACGCUUUGGUGUAUUGUACAAAAUUUAGUCGUAUUAGGCUAAGGCUAAUCGAGAAAAAUAAGAUAAUAUGUGUAAUACAGAAAUCGAGCAUUGUAAAAUAAGUCAAUUAUGAUUUAUUACUUGGUACAAAUAUUGGCUAACAAUUUGAUAAGUCUUUAAAGGUGUAGAUGGCAUUUUUGUGCCUUUUAUAUAGGUCUAUCUACGCGUGGACCAAUGGCGGAGCGUAGAAUAAGCGUAACAAUAAAUCCUGCUCGCCCAUUGGCUGGAUAAAUUUAUAUAUGUGUAGUUUAUUCGCUAUUAAGAUAUUUGUCCUCAAUAGAAGCUAACUUUAUUGACCCUUUUGUUUGAUGAAUAUUUCAAUUUAUAUUUUAAAAGUUUUUUUUAACCGACUUUGCAAAAUUAUAACUUUGUAUCACUUUUUUGUGUGUAAAAUGAAUGUCAUUUAGCUGGAACUAUUGUGGCAUGUUUAAAUUCAAAAUGGAAUCUUGUUUACUUCAAGAGAAUUAGAACACAAUAUAGGAUGCUAUAGUGUGGAGUGUGGACAUGUUGAGUCAUCCAUUAUCACCUCAUACUGAAUAUCAUAUACUUGUUUUACAACCGGUUCAUUUAGAUCUUCAAAGUCAUUUGUGUUAUUUUUGUUUAUUUAAUUGUUAGCACUAAAAGCUUAGCAAGAUUGCUAUUUAUAAGGAUGAUUAUGUAUUUCAUAAGGAGGAGGUUUUGGCAUUUAUACACUGCGUUAGCAUCGCCAUUUUGGUUAAAAAUUCUCUGCCAGAAUCGUAUGCUAUCCUGUACAUAUUAUAAGUCAUAUAUUCGAUUGUAUCUUUAAUCCCUCAGCCCCCGGAAUCACAGACACAAUAGAAAAUCUAUUGUGUCGUGGUCUCAUUGGGCCGCUCGGUGGUUAACCUUACAUUUAAAAUUUAAAAGCUUAUUAAAGGGUUAGAAUUUACUAUAAUAGAGUUAUCCGUGCAUAAUCGGAUUUUAGAUGAGUAUCAACGUGAAUAUUGGUGUCUAUUUGCUUUUUCUUUGAGUCCAAAGUACAUGUUAGUGUUUAAUAAACAUGUAUAACGUAAUUAUAGCUGUCUUUAUUGAUUAAUGCGUAGUAAGUCGACCUUACUACAAACUCACUAUUCAUAUUUGUGUACCUUAUAACAUCGAUCUGACUGAAAGAGAUAUAUUAUGUAUUUUAGAAACCACUGUAUGUUUCCAGACGGUAGUGCAGCAUGACCUGUGCUAUGUGUUCGUGUGAUGUAUUACGCAUGAGUGAUCUUUAAAUAAAUGAUUUGAUUUUGGCCACUCAUGCAUCAUGAUAAUUCACGUAAACGCAUGACAUGCUUGCAUUACCGUCUAGGUACUUUAUAUUACUAUAUACGUGCCUGAUGUCAAUCAAAAUAACAAUAAUUAACUAGUACCUACUGUAUAAGGUUCGUACAAUAGGCAAAAUGUCUCGCUCAAAUAUUCUAAAUAUUAUUAUAGCAUUACAAGGAAGUUUAUCUGGAAUUCUGUACGUUAUUUAGUACAUAACCAUUUUGGCUAUAUAUAUAUUCCAAUGUUUUCGAAUCCAAAUGCUUUAAAUUUCAUUAAAAUAAGCGUAUUUAGAUUAACAUCGAUGAAUGUGUGUAUGUACAUUUUAAUAUACGUCCAUAAUGCAUAUUAGUAUUGUAUAUAACUAAUAUAACGGAUCAUAAGGACUAUAGAUUAUAACUAGACUGUGAGAAUACGAAUUUCUUAUUCCAAACAGCAGCUUCUAUGGAACAUAUUUUUGCUUUAUGCAAGUCACGUUUGGAUUUUUGGACACCCAGUAGUUUUUAAUCCGACUAUGUGUGUAAUAUAAAUUUCUAUAUGUACUUUACUUGGA
Molecule: messenger RNA, 4275 nt
Organism: Colias croceus (clouded yellow)
Lineage: Eukaryota; Metazoa; Arthropoda; Insecta; Lepidoptera; Pieridae
Gene: Pdp
Product: pyruvate dehydrogenase [acetyl-transferring]-phosphatase 1, mitochondrial
Exons: 4
Coding region: 203-1687 (494 amino acids)
Biological process (GO): protein dephosphorylation
Molecular function (GO): protein serine/threonine phosphatase activity; cation binding
Source: RefSeq, a predicted model, not a curated record